Rhizophagus irregularis DAOM 181602=DAOM 197198 is the source of this 2329-nucleotide messenger RNA. RefSeq lists its product as uncharacterized. Gene Ontology annotation, molecular function: lipid binding. The record is from RefSeq and is a predicted model, not a curated record. Lineage: Eukaryota; Fungi; Glomeromycota; Glomeromycetes; Glomerales; Glomeraceae.
UAUGAACAAACUAACAAAUUGGAUUAUUUUAUAUAAAAGACAUAAAUUUUCUCCUAUCAAAAAAAAAAAACAAAUAUCCAAUUUCAUAUUUCAGAAAAAUCCAAUUUAAUUUUUUUAUAAAUCAAAAAAUAUUUAUUAACCAUGUCUGGUCUUCCACCAAAAGAUGAUCCUAAACGUGAUGAGCUCGAACAUGAAGCAAUCGAUGCUCGUAAUAUGGCAGGACAACUUACCGAGUCUCUCAAAGACGGAAAACUUCCAUCCACUGAUCAAAUCACGCGAGCUAUUGAAACAGUUCAGAAAUCCGAUGCUCUUCAAGCUCCACAAGAUAUGUCUCCUUUAGGCAAAAAAGUAAUGGCUGAUUUUGAAAGGCUUUUAGAUACCACCAAAAAAAUAUUUGAAGAAAAGAAUGUAGGUGAUGAAUUACAGAAUGCUAUCUACUAUGGUAGUAAAGCCACAAAAGAUAUUACCGGAUCUGUUGUAACGGUUCCUGAUGAUCUGAAGAAUAAAGCUACCAAUGAAGCUUCAUCCACCCAACCAAUAUUUCAAGAUGCUUUCAAAAAAACCUUGUUAAUUCCUCAACUUCUCAUAUCAAGUUCAGAAUUCAGAAAAUUAAUAAAUGAUCUUCAUUCUAUCGUUCAAGAUGCUCUUUUGCGAACCAUUCCAGAUAAAGAUCCGAAUACAGAUGCUACUUCUAAAUUUGGUUCUAAUGAAGAAAAAUCUUUACAACAAGCAAAGCAAGAAACUAUUCAACAAGCUCGUGAGGGUGCUUAUCCUGUUGCAAAAGAAGCCGCAAAUGUUACUGGAGAACAUGUAAAGGACUUCAGUGAAGGAAGGAAAGGUUUUCAGGAAACCGCAAAAGGUGGAGCGAAACAAUUGGCCACACAAUUUAAGAGCAGAGUCUCUGAUUAUGAAAUAACUGAAGAACAACGUGACCACCUUGUGAACAGAUUCAAAAAUGUGAUGAUUGAAACUCAAUCACGACAAGAAUAUCAAGAGGUUCUCGAGGAUCUCAUUAAUAUCAUCUCUCUUCUUAGUGAAAAGUCUCAAUCAGUCACCGGUCAAGUAAAGGAGACCGCAAAAGCACAAGCUCAAGAAUCUACCGAUAAAUCAGACUUACAAACAGCUCAAGAAAGUGCUAAACAAUUAGUUGAAAAUUUCGCAAAUCAUAAAUCGCUUGAUCCUUUAAUUAAUGCAAUAAGAGAUCUCGGUAAAAUCGUUAAACGUGAUGAAGAGUUGAGAAAGUAUUUUAGUGAACUCCGACAAUUUAUCAUCUCGUCAUUACGUGAUCCUAAUUUUGUUCAAGAGACAAAUUACGUCGACCGCGGUUCAGAACUUAUCGAAACUGGAAGAUAUUUAUUACUUGAACGUUACUCUGAUGACACUCAACGUAUAGUUGAUGAAGCUAAGGAAUUCAAUUCAGCCUUGCAAGAUGAUGUUUUAACAACUCAAUGGUCUAAAGAUUUUGAAACUUUAAUUGGAGACUUAUUCUUGAAUGAAAAUAGUCAACCAACCAUUAAGUUCGAACUUCUCAAAGAUUUCAAUAAAAUUUUACCAGUAAUCGGAGAAAGAUUGAAAUAUUUGCCUCUUCCAAGAAUUGAAAAUUCUGAUGAAGAAUAUGAUUAUAUAUUCGAUAAUAUCGUUCUUUAUCUCGCUGAAGUUUUACCAAGUCACUUACACGUGAACUUUUCGACAGAUAUUAAUCUUGGCCGAAACGAACAAGAUAUACUACAAAACACCGCAUUCCUCGAAAUUUCUAAAAUAAAUGCUGAUGCUCGCAACAUCGCAUUCUAUUAUAAGAAGAAGAAAGGUCUCAUUAACAUGAUGGAUGUUGGUUUGGUAGAUUUUGCUAUCCCAAAGAAUGGAUUAACAAUUAAAUUGAAAGUCUUGAUGAACCCACCUACCGAUAAAAAUCAAGAACUUGACAUCAGAGUUUUAGAGGCUAAUACAAUCAUUGACGAUUUGAAAAUCCGUUUACAUGAUACUAAGCAUGAUUUCUUGUACACGGUCUUGACUCCUUUAGUUGAAAAACGUUUGAAAAAACAAUUUGCUAAUUUGAUUACUGAGAAAUUGGUUAAGAGUAUCGAUUACUUAAAAGAUAAUAUUAUUAAAGCUGAAGCCCAAGUUCGCCAACAAGUUACUGAUGUCGCGCGUACUAAAGUAAAGGGAAUGACUGGUGAUAUAAAACGAAAACAAGAAGCUUGGCAAAAUGAUACUAACCCUCAGGUUACUCAAGUCAGAGAAGAAUAAAUUUAUGUAUAGUUACUAGUAAAAAAAAAAAAAAAUAAUUUUAAAUUUUCGUUUUAAGUAUUAAGUAUUAUUGUAUUUUAAU